GGAGGUUCUGGCGCCCAAAGCAAACAAAAGUCAGUGACAAGCAACAUGUCUGAACUUGAGCUCUCAGAAGAAUCAUGUGAGGAAGUGGUGGCAGCUGUCCUUCCGGCCUCCUGCAUUCAGCAGCUGGCCAGCCGCAACUGGAAGGAGAGGUUUUCCGGCCUGGAGGCAUUUCAGAAGGCUGUGGAAGAAAUAGAAAAGAGCAAAAUGCCCUGCCAGGCCCUGGUGAGGCUGCUGGAGAAGGAUAGUGGAUGGGAGGAAACCAAACUCCCGGUGAUGCAGAAAAAGCUUCACAUCAUCACCCUGAUCGCCCAGAAGGGAAACUUUUCCAGAACAUCAGCUCAGGUUGUCUUGGCCAGCUUGGUGGGGAAGGUGGGCGAUGUGAUCUGCAGCAGCGACGUGAAAGGAGCCCUGACAGCGAUAGCAGAGGCCUGUGCGCUGCCGUGGACUGCUGACAAGGUCAUGUCAUUGGCUUUCUCACAGACUCAGCCCAGGACCCAGGCAGAAGCCCUGAAGUGGCUGGCGAAUGCCAUUACAGAGUUUGGCUUCACUGGGAUGGAGAUGAAGGCCUUGGUCAGUACCAUAAAGGCUGCUCUUGCUGCUGUUCACCCGGAUGUACGGGCCUCUGCCUUUGUCCUGCUGGGGACCAUUUCUCUGUACGUGGGCGCCCCUCUGAGAGCGUGCUUCGAGAGCGAGACGCUGCCCCUUCUCUCCCAGAUAGAUGCCGAGCUGGAGAAGAUGAAAGGGCAGAGCCCACCUGCUCCCACCCGGGGCAGCUCCAAGCACUGUAGGGGGAGCGGGGAUGAGGGGAAGGGAGGGAAGCCCCAGGACCAUGGAAGGACUGAGGCUGUGAAUAUCAGCGACAGGAUCACCUCAGCGCUGGUGUCGAAGCUGCGGGACAAGAGCUGGAGGAUCCAAAAGGAGGGCCUGGACGAGGUGGCAGGUAUCCUUAGCAACGUCAGCCUCAUCCAGCCGAACGUGGGCGACCUCCCAGCUGCCCUGAGGGCUUGUCUCCAGGACCCCAAUAUAGUUCUGGUGCAGCAGACUCUGAGAAUCCUCCAGCGACUGGCCACCACCAUGGGCCCGAGCAUCAAGCAGCACGUGAGGAAUCUGGGCAUCCCCCUGGUCACCAUCUUCAGGGACAGCAAGAGCAACCUGCGAGCCUCAGCCCUUAUGGCCGUGAAUGCCUGGGCCGAGCAGAUCGGCACGAAGGACUGGCUGGAGGGGGACGAUUCUUCCGAGGAGCUGAGAGUGGAAAACCCUUUCCAAAGGCAAGAACUGCUGAGCUGGCUGGCUGAGAAGCUGCCUGCUCUCCGUUCUGCCCCCUCAGACCUGCUGCGGGGUGUGCCUCACCUCUACACCUGCCUGGGAGAUUGCAAUGGCGACGUGCAGAGGGCGGCCCAGGAAGCCGUGCCCUUCUUCUUGAUGCACCUGGGAUUUGAGGAGAUGGACAAAGCCACUCGCCAACUGAAGCCGGCUACCAAGGACCAUGUAGUGGCCGUGCUGGAGACAGCCAAAGCCAACCCUACGUCCGAGCCCACUGUUCCUUCUAAGUUGCCUUCCAGGCUGCCAAGGGUCACGGCUGUCCCGGCCUUCACCUCAGCCUCAGCCACAUCCCACCUGGCAUCAGCAUCUUCUUCCCCAGCCCCUGCCGGAGAAUCCGUGUCCAGCAGUGCCCUGGAACGGAAGCCUGGACCCAAAGAAGCCACAUCAGGAGCGGCUGCCCUGAAAGUCAAAGGCUUGCCCGAUGGGGGGAAGGUGCAAACAAAGGCCAGCCUGAAGGAGGGUGGCAACAAGCUGGGUCCUAUUUUUAUCACCGUCCCCAAAGGAAAAGAGCAGAGAGCAAAGGAGGAGAGAGGGCGGAAGGUGCUGAGGUGGAACUUCACCACCCCCAGCAACAAGUACGCGGAGCAGCUGAAGGCUCAGAUGUGCAGCUGUGUGUCCAACUGGCUGCAGGAGGAGAUGUUUCACUCCAAUUUCCAGCACCACAUCAAAGCAUUGGCCAUCCUGGUCAAGCACUUGGAGAGGGAAAAGGACGGCCUCAUCAGCUGUCUGGAUCUGAUCCUGAAGUGGCUCACCCUGCGGUUCUUCGACACCAACACUUGGGUUCUGACGAAGAGCCUGGAGUAUCUCAAGCUGCUGUUCACCUUGCUGAGCCGGGAGAGAUACCAGCUAACUGAGCACGAGGCAACAUCUUUCCUCCCCUACCUGGUCAUGAAGAUGGGGGAGACGAAAGAGGUUCUCCUCAGGGAGGUGCAUGAUGUUUUGAAGAGGGUCUGCCUGGUCUAUCCAGCCAGGAAGAUGUUCAACUUCAUCAUGGAAGGGACCAGGUCAAAGAAAACCAAGCAGCAGGCAGGAUGCCUCACUGAGCUGGGAUAUUUAGUCAAAGCCUACGGCAUGGAAGUGUGCCAGCCAAGCCCUGGCAAAGCCUUCAAGGUGAUAUCUGCCUUCAUUGGAGACCAAAACAAUGCCAUCCGCAGUGCUGCCUUAAACAUCAUUGUGACCGCUUACCAUGUGCAUGGGGAAGGGGUGCUCAAGCUGAUUGGGAACCUUUCAGAGAAACACAUGAGGAUGCUAGAAGAGAGCAUGGAACAGGCAGCCAUCAGGCCAGCUGCUUCUCCGGCCAAACAGGCCACGGAGAGACCGCCGCAUGCUCUGAGUGCAAGUGCUAAUGACAGCAUGGGAACAGCAGACAGCAUGCCCUCCAAACCCAGUCACGCCCACAGCACGGCAGCAGACAUGGAGACGGGGCAGGCAACUCCCCAGACAUUCCAGGUGGACAUAGAGGAGCCUGAGAAUGUGCAUGACUCUCUCCAGUGCAAGAGUCCCAAACCUGAUGGCAUUACUCAGCCAGGUGCAAUUCCUGAACCCCAGCCCAGUGCUGUUUCCCUGCACCCUAAUGGCAUGCACAGAAACGUUGCCUCCACCAUCAACUUCAUUAUCCACCACGUGGCCAGUGGCAACGUCGACACCAUCAUCCAGGCUCUGGCACAGAUCGAUGAGAUCCUGAAGCAGGAGGACAAGGCAGAAGCCAUGUCUGGCCACAUCAACCAGUUCCUGAUAGCCACUUUGCGGCAGCUCCGGUACAUCCACAGGCUGCAGGUGGGGGAGGAGAAACUGGGGAAGGACCAAGUCAUUCAGCUAUAUGGCUGUAUCAUUCGUAACAUGAUGCUGCUGUUCCAGACAGAAAGCCUGGCCCAGGAGGCCUCCACAGGGGUGUUGAAGGACCUGCUCCACAGUCUCAUCACCUUGAUGCUGGAAUCCCUAGUGGAGGACGUGGAGGAAGGGCAAGAGGUCAUCCAGUCCAUCAAUCUCCUAAUGAAAAAGGUGCUGGAGCAGUCUGACCAGACCAGAAUCUUUAGUGCCUUGCUCGCCCUGCUCCAGGAUAGCCUGACAGCUGCAGCCAGCCCCCCCAAGUUCCCCGAGCUGGUGGCCAAGUGUCUGUGGAGAAUCACGCAGCUUCUCCCCCGAACAAUAGGCACUGUCAACCUGGACCAGAUCCUACUGGACAUCCACCUCUUCAUGAAGGCACUCCCCCAAGAGAAACUAAAGCAGUGCACAAGUCCGUUCCCCCAGAUAGCUCUGAAAACUCUACUGCACUCCUUGAGCAGGCUAACAGGGCCUGGGAUUCUGGACCACCUCACCAUGAUCGAGAACAAGGAGGAGUCGGAGCUGGAGGCUCACCUGGGCUGGGCAACAAGGCUCUCCACCAUGCAGGCUGCCAACGAGACCAAUACAGAUGCCGGUCAUGCGGCUGACAAGGCUGCAAAGGGCAAAGUCAAUGACAUGUUAGCAGGCAUCUUUAAAAAGAUUGGCUCCAAGGAGAAUGCUAGGCAGGGUCUGGAGGAGCUGUACGAAUACAAGAAGAAAUCUCCCGAUGUGGACUUGGAGCCUUUCCUGGAAAACUUUUCCCUCCUCUUCCGCAGCUACGUAAAGCAUGGCCUGGCAGUGAUGGGCAUGGAGCGAGAGGGCAAACAGCACCUUCCCCCCGGCACAGGGAUGCCACUUCAGGCUCAGGCUCCCCCUCCCACUAGGACAGCCUCCUCCCCAGGAGAGCAUACAAAUGGGGAGGAGGUGGGGCCAUCUCUCUGCCUGGACAGGCUGAAAUUGAUGAGGCGUCGAUGUAGCGGCACAAAAUCCUGCAGCCAGCUCCCCCUUCCCCGGCGACCUUCAAAGCUCGAAGACCCCCUGGCCCUGGUGUCCCCAGACAAGCAGAGCAGCAAACUCCCCCGCUAUGUGAAGAUCCAGGAGCAGAAAUAG
Molecule: messenger RNA, 4257 nt
Organism: Dermochelys coriacea (leatherback sea turtle)
Lineage: Eukaryota; Metazoa; Chordata; Testudines; Dermochelyidae
Product: cytoskeleton-associated protein 5-like
Exons: 1
Coding region: 46-4257 (1403 amino acids)
Biological process (GO): establishment or maintenance of microtubule cytoskeleton polarity; mitotic spindle organization; centrosome duplication
Cellular component (GO): centrosome; microtubule plus-end; kinetochore
Molecular function (GO): microtubule plus end polymerase activity; microtubule plus-end binding
Source: RefSeq, a predicted model, not a curated record